Mycetomoellerius zeteki is the source of this 4030-nucleotide messenger RNA. RefSeq names its product altered inheritance of mitochondria protein 21. Lineage: Eukaryota; Metazoa; Arthropoda; Insecta; Hymenoptera; Formicidae. The record is from RefSeq and is a predicted model, not a curated record.
UCUCUCGGGUGACGUUUCGCAAGCGCCAGUGAGCGCCGCGCGGUUCUAGAUUGGAUAGAGUUCAGUAAGGUCACCAGCCUCUCGCCGGUACGCGGGUUUGUGUUUCUACGUGCUCUUGCGUUUCUCCAAGAGCUUUUUUUCGUGAAGAGAUCGCGCUCGCUCUCUCAUUUUUCUCCCUCUUUCUCUGUCUCUCUCUCUCUCUUUCUCGCCACGUCGAUCCAUCGCGAACAGUCGGCGAUAGUUCGCUCGCUCCGCUGCCAUUUCCGACGCGAAUCCGAGCUGUCGUCAUCAUCCGUUUCCCACGGAUCAUCACGAACGCGGGGACGCAGUCGGCCGACGUCAGCCGCUGAUACGUUCGCGCACAAGUUCGUUCCGCAGCUCCGAAGAACCGACUCCUUCUCGAGCGGUAGUGCGAGGAACAAAUCGGAGGAAGAGGAACAAAAAAGAGGAAGAGGAAGUUGUGAAGAAUAUAAAAAGAUAUUUUCCGCGCAAGAGAGAAAGAGAAAGAGAGAGAUGGCCAAGAAGACUCGGAUGGUAACAAUGUAUCUUCCAAAAUAUUAAAAGGUCACCGUUCAUCAUUGAAAUUAAAAUGUUGGAUUCUGAGAGAAAUUGAUUUUUGAGAUAUUUAAUAACAAUGGCAGAAAAUAUAGAUGAAAAUACUAAUAAAUCAGCGGAAAACAGCAUGUCGGAAAUUUCCGCAGCAGACGACAGAAUAGUUUCCUCUGAUAAGGAAAAUCAUGAACAAAUGAACAUCAACGAACCAUCUACUUCUAAAGAAGCCUUAGACGCUACUGUUGAAAAGGAGAAAAUCGAAGAUAUGGAUUUACAUAGUUCCGAACAGCAACCAAAUACUUCUAAAACCGAUUGUAAUGGGGAUUUGAAGGAGGAAACUAAUCUCGAGAAGAUCGAAUCCGAGACUACCAAAUCUGAGAUUAAUAAACCUUCUGAGACUAACAAAUCUGAGACCAAAGAGAGCAAUGAACCUAGUUCUGCAGAAGCAAAGAUGGACGACACCAUUUAUGCUACCACCCUACAGAGUAGCCUAAAUGAGAUCAUAAAAGUUGUUCAUGGAGAUUUGGCGAUGGAGAUACUCCGAUGCGCUAACGAUACUACGGAAGACAAUGACGAAGAGAAUAAUGAAAAAGAUCAACAAACGGUAAGGAAGGAAGAUGACGUUUCGAAAGAUGAUACGGCUGACAGUGUGAAGGAAUGUCCUACUUCCCCGGCCGCAGAGGACAAAAAUGACUCAAGAGAGUCCUUGAACAAAACGGAAGAGAAAUCAAACAUUGGAAUUGUUCAUUCUCCGACCGCGUUUGGCGAACUUAUUGAAGAACAGCUUGCUAGCGAUUCUGCAUUAUCGACUGAUCGCGCGGACCACAUAGUAGAAUGGGUCAAAAACUCGGUAGUAAACGCCAACAAAGAGGAUAACAUUCUCGAAAAAACUAAAUUUAAGAUAUACGAAGAGAACACGACGUACGAGGCAGAGAAACGAAAGAUGACUAGUGUCACUCCACCUUUCAUAUCGGCCAAAAAAUCGUUGAAGAUAGUUAGCAACAUUAUAAAGAAGAGUAUUAAAUGUUUAAACAAGAUGCAUGCGAUGGAGGGUACGACCGAGAGUAAGCGAAAGGUGGAUACCGCAGAGGACGACAAGACAUCCAGAUCGUCCCGUUCGGCAUCGGUGGGUCGCCCACGCAAGAAGAAGGACGAAUCGCGCUGCGACACUGAGACUCCGAACACUAAGGGUAGACAGCUGCUUGCGAGUACGUCACGACAAAGUGAAACGACUCCGAGUGAUGCCGUGCAGCCGCGUCAUGUUAAAGCAGGGUCUGAACCGAUUGAGAUUAGAAAACGGAAGUCUACUCUGCAAGUCUCACCUCACGCAGGAAAUCCUCCCAAGAAGAAAUUUCGCGACAACUACACACGAGAAGAAUACAUUUCGAGUAUUGUGGGCGACAACAACGAAACUAUCGAAGACCUUGUGGCAAAAGCCGAUCGAUUGCGAGCCGAUAUUUUGACACUUGAAAAUUUAGCACAUGCCAAAGAAAUGGAAUGGAAUGAGAUCUUGAGGAAGAGGAAACUCAAAGAGGAGGCAUACCUGAGGCUCGAAAGGAAGAUACAAACGACAGCCUACAUGGAAAAUGACGGUCAGUUGUCGGAAACUUUACCGCCACGAUCAUCUGUGAGUUCGACCGAAUGGGAGAACAACGGCAGCAAUUCCGUAUCGAAGGAGAGAUCUUUCGAACCUAAGGAGGAUCUAGGCGAGAGAUCUUCGGAUUCAUCGGGUUCGAAGAAAGAGAAAACCCCGAAAGCUAGCUCGCAACAACGAGCGACUCCUCCGAAAACCAAUGGCGAGAGCAAUCGUAAACAAAAUGAGGUGUCGAGUCCGGAAAGUCGACAGAUCGGAGAAGGCCGUCAAGGUGCAAUAGUGGAUGUCAGAUCCAUUAUUGCCGACCACAGGCUUAAGCAUCCAGAAACCGUACCAAGGAGAGGUCGACGAUUAAGAAAUUCAAACGUGAAUAUCAAUCUCAGUGCUGGCGGCGCCAUGGUUGAAACUGGACAUAAUGCUGAUUCAAGACCGUCUAGCACAGAAUCGUGCAAGAGCAAUCCAAGCACGAACGAUCCCAUGAACUAUAAAGACAUGCUAGUACAAUUUGCUAAACUGAGUCAGCAAGGUGAACCCGUCAAGGUACCGCAGAAUUAUCCAGAUGUGACGCUUCAUCCUGUGACACCUUCGUCUACCCAGAAUACGUCUCAGCCAACCGGCUCGUUGCUCCACGGAAUUCUAACAAAAGCUCAAACGCCAAGAUCCUCGACUUUUUCACCUACUUUAGCAAGAUUACUCACUGCGCCUGAAAGAGAAAGGAGUUCUCCGGCGGCUGCGGCAGCGGCAGCGGUGGCGGCAGCGACGUCAGCGUCUAUGUCGCAGCCAAGCGCCACGACUCAACACCUUUUGCAGACAUACCAAGGCUCUAAUAUGGUUUCUAUAAAUGAUCUCCUGUCUUCUUCCAAGGCUCGCACAGAGAUAACUAUAACCCCCGUUGUUAACACUCCCGCGCAAUCUCACUCCAACGAUUUAAUUCAAGUGGAGGAUGUAGAGGACGAAACAUCGGUAAUUGAUGAUAGGAAAGGGAACUCAGUGAUUGGAAGAGAUGGUAAACAAAUAGUGAAGGACAAUCCACCUUCACCAAAUGCUCCACCAAAAUGUCAGGGAUGCAUAAUUCGACCCGCACAGUUUGUUUGCGCCGGUUGUGGAAAUCAGUGGUAUUGUAGUCGUUCAUGUCAGCUUGCUGCAUGGGCAACACACUCUGAUCACUGUCCGCCGGAGCCCGAGAAUAGCAAAACAAAGACCAACGUUUAACUCCCGAGAUCCCUGCAUGUCUGGUGCAUACAAUGGCAUCAGGCGAGAGAUAUCAACAUAACUGAGUACGAAUCUAGUCAAGGAAGGAGGUUCAAGGAUAUAAUUCAUAUUAAGAGACAAAUGAGAUGCGAAGAGAAUCGAAAAGGGAUCGUGUGUGUAUCGUAUUGAUGUAAUAUUGGAAAGAUCCUUGUCGAAGUGAAUGGAUGAUGUCGUCCUAUUUAUCACAAGCAUUUACUGAUCUCCCAUCUUGAAAGGAGGUUUCACGCUAUCACGUUCUGUUCUUUGCAGAACGAAUUCGUGAAUUUUCUUGCACUUUGCUCGAGCUUUAGAUGAAGAAAAUUGUCUUCUUUCGAUGACGAAAAUUUCGAUGACGCGAUAAUCGAUGCCAUUGGUUAACGAGCCUCGUGUGUUAUGUAUAAUUCUUUUUCUUUUAGAUUUUACUACAUACACUAGUCGAAAAUUUUUGAAUGCUCGAAAAAUGAGCGGGAAAGAAUAAAUAAUUUCGUGGCGCUUUGUGGGAGUGGAGCACAAUACUAUGUAACGCGAUGCUGUAUAUAAUUUUAUACAAUUUAAGAGAGUUAUUCAGCGUCGAUUUUAGAACGUCGAUUAAUCGCGUGCCAUGUGUAAGAUCGGGGGCGGAUUGGCCGUCAGCUCUCUGAAAGAUAUCGAGAG